AUGCAUUUGAAACAUAAAGGAUACUUCGGUGUUGUGCUUAUUUACACCAUCACAACAAUCGCUUUGCCUCUAGUAAGCCGGUGCGAGCCCACUGCGUCCUCCUUCCAGUCGAAUUCUCCUCCUGAUGACAGCAAAGGUCAUUUAACUACGGAAAGCAGCAGCAGUCAUUCCUCCGGCCCUGACGUCGGAGAGCGGCUGGACCUCGGCUCAAGGCGCGCAGAAGACCUCCUAAACUCUGACGACCUCCACAGCAGGAAAGAGAAACCCAGCAGCAGCCCCGAAGAAAAGCCUGAGAAGAGACUAAGACCCAGAAUGGCGUCUUCUUCGGGUCCUACAGGUGUCAGUGGCCGUCACAACCCCAGGCAAGCCGAGGACGAGCCGGUUUAUUCAUAUGGAGACUGCAGAGAGGGGAAAAUUAAGCACGUAGUUUACGGCAAGUUUGUCAUCGCUGGCCAGCUGGAGCCAAACGUCCCAACUCUCGACUACCAAUCAGAUUCCUCUGCUUCAGUCCGGUCUCUGGGAAGCCAGACAAGGCUCAGGGGUCACCGGGUCAGCAGCACAGUGGAGAGCUGGCAGAGGCUGCUGCCUGUGGUGGAGUGUGAGGAGGACGGCAUGACCCUCACUGUCAGGAGGAGACGAGCUGCACAGCUCCUGCUGGACCGAGCGAAUGAAUCAUCGGUGCCUCUGUCCCAGCUACCACCACAGUGUGGUUACACUCUUGAGACCACAUGGAGAGACCUCCGUUUGAUGGCUCCAUAUUACGCUUGUCAUGUCAUUCAAAAGGAUGGCAGCUAUGUGCUGCCUCUGCUAUGGAGGGGAACCCCGGUCAAGAUGUCCUGUCCAGUCUCUCAGAUCAGCCCUCACACUGUGGGGCUAUCCUCCCUCUGCUGCUCUUCACAUGGGAUGACUGUCAAAGUACACGAAUCGACUCCUUUGGAGAAGCAGAGAGUAAAUGUGAGAGGAGAUUGGACCCCUCUAGCUCUGUUGGCUGAGCAGUGUGGCUACACUUUGACUAAGCAAGAUGCAGAUACUUUAAUUGCUGCUCCGUUUAUUACAUGUGGCAUCACAGAAAAGGAUGGAGAAUAUAUACUUCCUCUCCAGAUAGGCAAGGAAAUCUUCACACUUGCCUGCCCUAUGUCUUCUCCUGAAGAGCUCUCCAUUAACACUCAGCCUCUGGUCAACAGCCCAGCUCAUCUAACCAGGGGGGAAGAAGAACCUAUGUUAGGGACUCAGGAGCCUUUUCCAUGGGCCCCUCCUUUCUACCUGGCUCCACCAUACUAUCCUCACCCUACAUAUCACCAUAGUUAUGCCAGUCCUAAAGUACAUGCUUCAUAUGAUUCUCCUACUCCAGCAUCUUUGACUCCUGAGCCGACUUCUAGCUCUCAGCUUCACCCUCCUGUUGAUUUCCAGCCAGAUUAUCAACCCUACUACGUCUACCAGAUGCCUUUCUGGGAGCCGUAUGACAGUCCUCCGUCACUCGUUGAAGAAAUGGAAGAUUUACGUCGGGAGAACCCAGAACGAAGAAAAAAUCAAGAAACUCCUUUUUUGGUGUUCUCUGAGAAGCACAGUGUCACACCUACAGGCUUUCCAGCUCAGCUCGAAGCGCCGCAUUUCCAGCCUCUGAGACACGAUUUCAAUCCAUACUACCACUACUACCAUCACCCCAAAAUCCCCCUUUCUGGCAAACCUCAAAACCCUGAUUCAGGUCUGGAUGUUUCUCACGAAAUCUCUUCAGCUCACUUGCGUAAACAUGAAUUUUCAGCUUUGGCCCCUAACGUUCAGCAGUCUAAGAGCAUCAGGAAAGUCACCUCGGACCAGUUCCCUCCACCUGUGUCAGAGACUACCUUUUAUCCCUACGCCCAACCGGAAAAUGCUAAAUUGGUUGACAAAACCCUUGAAACUCAUGCUCCUUACCUUCUAAACCCAUAUCUUUACUACUAUUACUAUUACUUUCCACAUAUUUCAAGGGAUUACCUCGAGGCCCACACGUACACGCCCUCCGCCUCACCCUGCGGCCUUGGCCUUGGACCAGAUACUGAUUGCAGUAACUCUUUAGGCUGCUGUUCAAACACUGUGAAGGGCUGUACAGUGGGACAGUACUGCGUCUUUGCGGUGCCUGACUCUGUAGUACAGCCCACAGUUGCUCCUCCGGCUCAUUCCCCUGAGGACAUUAAUGCUUCCUGCACGCUGCAGAGGUUGACCCCUGAUCUUGACAUCUACAUUGUACCUCUGGAUGGCUGCGGAGUAAACAAACAUAUGCUUGGCGAGACGGUGGUUCAUCUUUUGGAAGUUCGAGGUUUACAUUCUUACCAAAACGGCGAUUCUGCACAUGAGAGUUCUCCUUUCAGGUUUAUGGUGGGAUGUAGUUCCUCAGCAGAUUCUCCAGGUGAAGUGAAGUUUCAUGUGAUGGAUGAACAGCCUCCUCUUCCUCUCUCACAGCCAACACCAGCCGCUGUCACUGUGCAACUGAGAAUUGCCGAAGAUGAGUCUUUCACCAGCUACCACCCUGAGGCUCACCUCCCUCUCAGCCUCUUGCAGGGCAGAACAGUUUAUGUGGAGGUUAGCCUGAAGGACCCCUCAGAGUCCACACUUGUGCUGCUGGUUCACUCCUGCCUGGCUUACACUGAAGCUCCAUAUCCCAGUGGGAUGCUUGUUUAUGAUGGCUGCAGCAGCCUGGGGGUUUUGCAGGUGCUUCCGACCUCGGACUUGCAGGUCCGGAAGAUUGCAAUUUACAGCUUCCUCUCUCUUCCACCACACAUGACUAAAGGGGGCUCCCUCCGAGAAGAUCCAGAGAUCCACUUCAUGUGCCUGACAGAAUUGUGCUCUGAUGACUGCACCCUAAGAUGCCUCAAAGGUCCAAACACUGGUGUGUAA
Molecule: messenger RNA, 2874 nt
Organism: Neolamprologus brichardi
Lineage: Eukaryota; Metazoa; Chordata; Actinopteri; Cichliformes; Cichlidae
Source: RefSeq, a predicted model, not a curated record